Messenger RNA from Nezara viridula (southern green stink bug), 786 nucleotides. NCBI's taxonomy places the organism in Eukaryota, Metazoa, Arthropoda, Insecta, Hemiptera, Pentatomidae. The record is from the annotation of a GenBank genome assembly.
AUGAUCACUAAUUCAGCAAUAGCUCCUGAGAUUACUACAGCUCUUCAACCAAGAAAGCCUCUUGACGCAAACAGAUAUGCUACAAAAAAGACAAUUGCUCAGGGAAUGUUGGAUAUUGCCCUUCUUACUGCAAAUGCAUCGCAGCUCAAAUAUAUACUUCAGAUUGGGGACAAACAUGAAUUUUAUUCAUUAAUGCUUGGUCUCAUUACAACUUCAAUUAUUCUACAGAUGUGCGUGGGUAUCCUGUUUCUUAUAAUUGGUGGACUGGACAUCAACAUUCCAGGAGAUCAUCUGCCUGCAAAUAUUAUUAAUGAUAUUAUACUAGUUUUAGUUUUUGUAAUAUCUGUAGUAAAUGUUGUAAUUUCUGGUUUUGGAAUGGAACAUUCUAGUCAACCAUUAGAAAUAGUUAGACCGCAAACAGCUUAGCAAAUUAUUGUAAUGAAAAAAUCCAUUUUCAAACGGCAAAGAAUUUAUCUCUUAAAAUAUUCCAGUGAGGUUUCAAACAUGAUGUAUUUGUAUUUUAACAAUAAGUGUAACAUUACUGGAAAUUUAAUGCCAAGAACAUAUACAGAGAAUUGUUUUAAUUGUAAACGAUCAUGACUGACAUAUAUAACAUAGAUCUGAUUAUGUUAUAAUAAUUAUAAAACUAACAGAAUCGAGAGAAAAAUAGGAAAGAGUAGCUUGAUGGAGGAGAUAGCAAUUUCUGUUCUUUAAAAAUGAAAGAUCGUAGCAAGAACAUGUUAAAUGUAUCUAUAUCAUUUUUAUUCAUUACAAAAAUACAUGCCA